Blumeria graminis f. sp. triticale is the source of this 1323-nucleotide messenger RNA. NCBI's taxonomy places the organism in Eukaryota, Fungi, Ascomycota, Leotiomycetes, Helotiales, Erysiphaceae. The record is from the annotation of a GenBank genome assembly.
AUGUCUAACGAGGAAGAUCUCAUCGAUUAUUCCGACGAGGAGCUCGGAACUAAUGAGUCGGCCCAGGCAGUCACAAAUGUCUCAAACGGCGGCACUAAAAAGGGAGAUCUGACUGUUUCAGGAGGCAACUCAGACAAAAAAGGAUCGUACGUUGGUAUCCACUCUACCGGAUUUCGCGACUUUCUUCUCAAACCAGAGCUUCUACGUGCCAUAACAGAUUGCGGGUUCGAACAUCCUUCGGAGGUCCAGCAAGUAUGCAUCCCUCAAGCGAUCCUCGGAACCGACGUUCUGUGCCAGGCCAAGUCCGGUCUCGGAAAAACAGCCGUUUUCGUUCUCACAACUCUCCAACAAGUUGAACCCGUAGCAGGAGAGACUUCGGUAUUAAUUAUGUGUCACACUCGAGAAUUAGCGUAUCAAAUCAAGAAUGAGUAUACAAGAUUCAGCAAGUACAUGCCUGAUGUCAAGACUGGCGUCUUCUACGGUGGAACACCCAUACAAAAAGAUGCCGAAGUCUUAAAGAAUAAAGACACACAUCCACAUAUCAUAGUCGCUACCCCAGGUCGACUUAACGCACUCGUGCGAGAUAAAUAUUUAAGACUCGGCAGCUGCAAAGUUUUUGUUCUUGAUGAGUGUGAUAAAAUGCUUGACCAGAUUGACAUGCGUCGCGACGUUCAGGAAAUAUUUCGCGCCACUCCCACACAAAAACAAGUGAUGAUGUUUAGUGCCACGCUUUCCCCUGACGUCCGACCUAUCUGCAAAAAGUUUAUGCAGAAUCCCCUAGAGAUCUAUGUUGAUGACGAGACCAAGCUGACUCUUCAUGGCCUUCAGCAAUACUACGUGAAGCUUGCGGAAAAGGAGAAAAACAGGAAGCUCAAUGAACUCCUUGAUGAGCUACAAUUUAAUCAAGCAAUUAUAUUUGUUAAGAGCACCAUACGAGCCACUGAGCUUGAUAAACUCCUACGGAGUUGUAAUUUUCCUUCUGUCGCAGUUCAUUCUGGUGUCAGCCAAGAAGAACGUAUUAAACGUUAUAAAGCUUUUAAAGAUUUUCAAGAGCGUAUCUGCGUUGCAACAGACGUAUUCGGACGCGGAAUUGAUAUCGAACGUAUCAACCUCGCUAUCAACUACGAUCUUCCUGGUGAUGCCGAUUCCUAUCUUCACCGUGUUGGUCGGGCCGGUCGGUUUGGAACUAAAGGUCUAUCCAUCUCUUUUGUGAGCAGUGAAGCCGACGAGGAGGUCCUGAAGUCGAUUGAAAAGCGAUUCGAAGUUGCACUCCCGGCUUUUCCAGCAGACGGAGUCGACGCGACAACAUAUAUGGCAAGUUAA